Messenger RNA from Tachysurus fulvidraco (yellow catfish), 4758 nucleotides. Its product is annotated as antigen WC1.1-like. NCBI's taxonomy places the organism in Eukaryota, Metazoa, Chordata, Actinopteri, Siluriformes, Bagridae. The transcript has 21 exons. Gene Ontology annotation, cellular component: membrane. The record is from RefSeq and is a predicted model, not a curated record. Bases 64 to 3639 code for a protein of 1191 amino acids.
GUGAUUGGCGGCCGUCUCUCUCCCUCUGUCUGUCUCUCUGUCUGUCUCUCUGUAGGGGGCUGAAUGAGGGGAUACACUUCUCUCAGUCUCUCUGGGCGAGUGGAGGUGAACACAUCGUGUACAGCGAGGAGGGAGAUGGAAAUCUGUCUGACUUUAAUUCUUCUCUCAUCCACACUCACACUCACAGCAGCUGACAAUGUGAGGUUGGUGAAUGGUGGAAGUCGCUGUGCUGGGAGAGUGGAGGUUCUUCAUGAUGAUCAGUGGGGAACAGUGUGUAGUUAUGGCUGGGAUAUGAGAGAAGCAGCAGUGGUGUGUAGAGAGCUGCGCUGUGGGGAGGCUGUAAAUGUCCGGUAUUUAGCUUAUUUUGGACAAGGAUCAGGACCAGUCUGGAUGGAAGAUGUGGAGUGCAGAGGAUCAGAGUCGACACUGAAGGACUGUGGAUCACGUGGGUGGGGGGAAAGUAACUGUCCUCAUGUUGGAGAUGCUGGAGUCACCUGCUCAGAACAUGAAGCUGAGAAUAGUGAUGACACCAUUAGAGCUGAUCAGAAGACAGUUAUACAGACAGACAAUGUGAGGUUGGUGAAUGGUGGAAGUCGUUGUUCUGGGAGAGUGGAGGUUUUUCAUGAUGGACAGUGGGGAACAGUGUGUCAUUCUGCCUGGGAUAUGAAAGAUGCUGCAGUGGUGUGUAGAGAGCUGCGAUGUGGAGAGGCUGUAGAGAUUAAUUAUUGGGCUGAGUUUGGAGAAGGAAUAGGAGAAAUCUGGAUAUAUGAUGUGUACUGUAGAGGAUCUGAGUUGACUCUAAACAAUUGUAGCUCACAAGGGGGACAUUACUGUGAUCAUAGGGGGGAUGCUGGAGUCACUUGUUCAGCACACAGAAAGCCGAGACUCAGUGCUGGUCCUCACCGGUGCUCUGGGAGAGUGGAGGUGUUUCAUGGAGGUUCCUGGUCCACAGUGUGUGAUGCUGACUUUGACCAGCAGGAUGCAGAGGUUGUGUGUCGUGAGCUGGGCUGUGGGAUUCCUGUGAAGGUUCUGGGAUCAGCUGCUUUUAGCCGAGGGGAGGGUCAGGUGUGGACAGAGGAGCUUCAGUGUAGAGGAAACGAAUCUGGGAUUUACUUCUGUCCAUCAUCAUCUUCACUCAAACACUCAGCCUGUUCCCAUGACAACGAUGUGGGAUUAAUAUGUUCUGGUUACACAAAGGCGCGGCUGGUGAACGGACCGGACUCCUGUUCUGGUCGAGUGGAGCUCCUGUACCUCCGUGUGUGGGGCACAGUUUGUGCUGUAAGCUGGGAUAUGAGAGCUGCAGAUGUUCUGUGUGCACAGCUGGAUUGUGGGAGUGCUGUGGCUGUGGUGAAGGUGGACUGGUUUGGGGAGGGGAGUAACCACAUCUGGGCUGAUGUGUUUGAUUGUCAGGGGAAGGAGACACACCUAUCACAAUGUGGCGUCUCAUCAUGGAGUCGAGCUGCAUGCUCUCAUAAACAUGACGCUGGAGUCAUCUGUAAUGGAUCCUCUGUGGCACUUCAUGAGAGGCGAGUGCGGUUGUCUGGAGGGAGCGAGUGUCAGGGGGAGGUGGAGAUUUAUUUCAGGCAGGACUGGAGGAGAGUUCUCCUGGACUCGUGGAGUCUGUCUGAGGCGUCUGUGCUCUGCAGACAGCUGGGCUGUGGCUCUGUGCAGAACUACCGCUCCUCUCCAUCCACCACUGAACACAAACACAUGUGUGUAACAGGUUUCAGCUGCUCUGGUAGUGAGGAACAUCUGAGGAACUGCAGCAGUGCACAAGCUGAACCUGUCAACUGCAGCUCUGGGGAACAGCUCUACAUCACCUGCUCAGUUCCCAGCUCCAUCAGGCUGGUUGGUUCUGGGGGCGAUUGUGCAGGAAGGCUGGAGGUUUUCCACAGCGGCUCGUGGGGGACUGUGUGUGAUGACUCGUGGGGUAUUGAGGAUGUUCAGGUGGUGUGCAGACAGCUGCAGUGUGGAGAGGCCCUCAGUAACCACAUACCAACCUGGUUUGGUCCUGGAACUGGGACCAUAUGGCUGAAUGAGGUGGAGUGUGAGGGGAACGAGACGUCCCUGUGGAACUGCAGAUAUCAGUUGUGUGAAGAGGGUGAAUGUGGACACCAUGAGGACGUAGGAGUCGUCUGCUCAGAGUUUAAAGAGAUCCGACUCACGAAGGGCUGUGAGGGGAAUCUGGAAGUGUUCUACAAUGGAACCUGGGGUAAUGUGUGUUACAAUCAGAUGGAUGAUGAGCUAGAAACAGCAAACAUGGUGUGUGGAGAGCUGAACUGUGGAAGACGUGGCAGUCUGUCAUACACUGAAGCACGAGUAAAAUCUGCUCCUAACUGGCUGGAUCAUGUGAAAUGUAGGAAACACGACUCUAAUCUGUUGCAGUGUCCAUCUUCACCCUGGGGACAGACCAGAUGUGAUAAUCAUAAUGAAGUUGUUCAUAUUACCUGCACAGAUGAUGGAACGUCUCUACGUUCUCAAGGGACAUGCUCGUCAUUUCCUCUUCAGAAAUACUGCUCAAAACACUGGUCUCUCAGGCUGAGUGGAGGAAAGGGAAGCUGCUCUGGGAGGUUGGAGGUGUAUCAUAACUCUACGUGGGGCUCCGUUUGUGAUGAUCAGUGGAACAUCAUGAACGCUCAGGUGGUGUGCAGACAGCUGGGCUGUGGGUCAGCGCUGAGUGCUGAUGAUCGGUUUGGUUCUGGUGAAGGGACUUUCUGGCUGAACAGAGUGAAGUGUCGAAGGGAUGAGAUUCACCUGUGGGACUGUCAUCAUUCCCUGAAGAAACACACUGACUGCUCUCCUGCUGGAGUCACCUGUGCAGACAUAUCCACCGUGUCCACUGCUACACCCAUCACCACCACCACCACCACCACCACCACCACCACCACCACCAAACCAGUAAGAACCGAUCUAAACCCUGUGUCACCUGGACCUCCAUCCUUCCCCCCACUGGUUCUUGUGUUGGGAACGCUGCUCUUCCUGGCCUUAGUGCUUCUGCUGGUACUGUUUUACCAGAACAGAGUGCUCAGGAGAGUUGUCUCUAUGACGAUGACACGUAAGUCUGAGCCUGAGGCAGUCUAUGAGGAGAUCAACCACAGAUACAUGGCUAGAAGAAGCUUCACACAAAGAGGAAGUCUCCUCUCUGAAGAACAGCAUUCUGGGUAUGAGCAUGUGGAUGAUGAGCUUCUCUCAGUAAAGUCUGGGAUCAAAGAAAAGGCUGAGUAUUAUGAUGAUGUCAUGGACACCAGUGACAUCAUAAGUGAUCCAGGAAGAGUCGACCCACCAGAGGACUACGAUGAUGCCGUCACUGCUGGACCCAUCCCUGAUAACGUGGAUGAGGAUGAAGCUGAGAAUUAUGAUGAUGCCAUUACAGCUGAUCAGAAGUCAGUUAUACUGACAGAGGACGUGUCCGAGAACUAUGACGAUGCAGUUACCACUGAAACAAACACAAACAUCAUCACAGACAAUCCAGAACAUUAUGAUGAUGUCAUCACUGAGGAACAGGAUGUAGGAGAGACAGAAGACUAUGAUGAUGUGGAGGAGAAAUCUCAGAAGGACAGGGACCAUGUGACUGAGACACGUCUCCAAAGGCCUUUUCUCAGGAAAUUACAUUUCAACUUUUAUAAACACAAAAAAUGACUUUAUUAUACUUCUAAUAAUUUCAUUCAUUCUGAACCACGUUCAUUUUCUCACCUUGUUAUUAGUAGAUAAAUUAGGGAGAGUUAAAUCACCUCCAUUAUUACUUAACAAAUGUUUCCAGCUUUCCUUUUACAACACAUUUAGUACUAUAAGUCAUAGUGAGCUUAAAUAUCACUGACACACCACACCUCAUUAUCACCAGUUUAAUCCAUCAAACCGACUUUAAUGUUUAUUUCACUGUUAAAUAUUUUAUUUCACAUACACAUUUAUAUACAUAUACAGUUUGCAGUGAAAUUAAAAUCCAGCCUAUAUUAAGUACAUAGAAAUAAACUGAAUAUUAAAUAAAAAGAUACAAAUAAGUCAAUUAAUAAUGAAUAGAAAUUAAAUAACUAAAAUAAUGUGUGCAAUUAUGUUACAUGUAGUAAGAGUAAAGAAUGUGUAAACAGUGUGGAAUGUAAGACAUGUGCAGUUCUGUUACAUGUAGUAAGAGUAAAGUGCAAUGUGCAGAAUGUCAGAUUGGAAGGUUGUGAGUUCAAAUCCCAGGAUCACUAAGCUGUCACUGAGUGCCAUGAAUGUAAAUGUAAGGUGUGUUGAAGAAGAAGAAGAAGAAGAAGAAGAAGAAGAAGAAGAAGAAGAAGAAGAAGAAGAAGAAGAAGUUUUAUUUAUAUAGCGCCUUUCCGUAGCUCAAGGUCGCUUUACAUGUAACAUGUGUUACAUGUAGUAAAGUGCAGUGUGCAGAAUAUCAGUGAAGCAACUGAGUCUUUAUAGACUGUGAAGUAUUUGUAUAGUAGUCAUCAGGCUAUGGAAGUGAGAUGUUGAACAGAUGUUGAACAGACAGUUAAUGGGGUGGAUGGAGUCUUUAAUGAUUUCAGCAGCUCUGGUACUGCAUUGUCUGUUGUAGAUGUCAUUGAGAGAGGAAAGAACAGACCUAGAGAUGUGCUCAUCUAUACACACCGCUCAGAGGGCUUUACAGUCCUGGUUUGUGCUGCGUAAACACUUCACCUUCACCUCCAGUAAAGAAUGUUUUCCUCACACAUGAAUGAUAGUAAUAUAAUUUAAUACAGAUUGAGUGCUGAUUACAAUAAAUAUAGUACACUUUUGAUGAAUUCAGGAAUGUGU